Molecule: messenger RNA, 2298 nt
Organism: Nasonia vitripennis (jewel wasp)
Lineage: Eukaryota; Metazoa; Arthropoda; Insecta; Hymenoptera; Pteromalidae
Product: amidophosphoribosyltransferase
Exons: 7
Coding region: 274-1911 (545 amino acids)
Biological process (GO): purine nucleotide biosynthetic process; purine nucleobase biosynthetic process
Molecular function (GO): amidophosphoribosyltransferase activity
Source: RefSeq, a predicted model, not a curated record
CAUUGGUCUAGCCGGUCAUUCGUUGACGAGCGAGAGCCAGACGAGGAGCGAGACAGACCGCGAGAGAGCUCGAGCUGAGACUUAUAGCUAUACGAACCGACUGAGUUUUGAAAAAGAGGAGCAGCAGAAACGGUUGUGUGGAAGAAUCUGUAUUGCAGCUAGAGACGAGAUUUGGAAGAAGACAUCGUGAUUUCGCGACGAGCGUAACGCAAAUCGCCGUGAAGAGAAGUUGGAAGGAGAUUCACUCGUCUCCGAACACGUGAGCUCGCGAGAAUGUCGCGCUCCUGCUGCAAGGAGACGCCGGAGGGCUGCUGCGAGGGCAUGUCCCGUCUGCAGGUGAACGACGAAGAAGCUGCUGUGUCGAAAGUGCUGGCCAGGCGAGGCAGGAGCAAAGGCGAGACGAGAAACCAGAAGGGCAGUGGCUUGACACACGAGUGCGGUGUCUUCGGUUGCAUCGCUGCUGGCGACUGGCCAUCGCCGAUCGACGUUGGACAAGUCAUAUGUCUCGGCUUGGUGGCUCUUCAGCACAGGGGUCAGGAGAGCGCGGGAAUCGUGACCAGCGAGGGCGUCUGCGCCAAGUCGUUCCACGUGCACAAGGGCAUGGGCAUGAUCAACAACAUCUUCAACGAUGAUAGUAUGAAGAAGUUGAAGGGUAAUCUGGGUAUCGGACACACGCGCUACAGUACCAGUGCUGCUAGCGAGGAGGUCAACUGUCAGCCCUUCGUCGUGCACACGGCGCACGGAGCACUUGCCGUGGCUCACAACGGCGAGCUCGUCAACACCGAGUCGCUUCGUAAAAUGGUACUGGGUCGCGGUGUCGGUCUCUCUACGCACUCGGAUUCAGAGUUGAUCACACAGGCUCUGUGUCUGAAUCCGCCAGAGGGAGAGGUCAACGGUCCGGACUGGCCAGCUCGUAUAAAGCACCUGAUGCAGCUCGCGCCGCUGUCCUACUCCCUCGUCAUCAUGCAGAGGGAUAGGAUCUACGGAGUAAGAGAUCCCUACGGAAAUCGGCCGUUGUGCAUAGGAAAAAUCGUGCCCAUUGGAAACUUGGGACACGACUCCGACGACGACAACAUCGAAGCCGAGGGUUGGGUCAUCUCGUCUGAAUCGUGCGGAUUCCUGAGUAUCGGAGCACGCUAUGUUCGAGAAGUUUUUCCUGGUGAAAUCGUCGAGAUGACAAGGGAGGGCAUCAAGACCAUUGAUAUCGUCGAGAGACCAGACAAAAAGCCCCAGGCUUUCUGUAUCUUCGAAUACGUUUAUUUCGCUAGAAGCGAUAGUAUCUUUGAAGGACAAAUGGUUUACUCCGUGAGGAUGCAGUGCGGACGUGUACUUGCUCGUGAAUCGCCUAUCGAAGCUGACAUAGUCAGUUCCGUCCCAGAAUCUGGAACCGCUGCAGCGCACGGUUACGCCAGAGAGUCCAAAAUUCCAUUCGCCGAGGUACUAUGCAAAAACAGAUACGUCGGCAGAACAUUCAUUCAGCCGAGCACGAGGCUGCGACAGCUGGGUGUUGCCAAGAAAUUCGGUGCCCUUUCAGAGAACGUAAAGGGCAAGAAAGUGAUCCUCAUCGACGAUUCUAUCGUCAGAGGAAACACCAUAGGACCAAUUAUCAAGCUUCUCAAAGACGCCGGAGCCAAAGAGGUCCACAUAAGAAUCGCCUCCCCGCCGCUCAAGUACCCGUGUUACAUGGGUAUCAACAUUCCCACGCGAGAGGAGCUGAUAGCCAAUCGGCUGGACAGCGUCAAGCUGGCCAAACACGUGGGCGCUGAUAGUCUGACGUACCUUUCCGUCGAGGGUCUUGUCCAGGCGGUGCGCCACGGAAUGGACAACCGCGAGAGCAGCUACAUCGGUCAUUGCACCGCUUGUCUUACCGGCGAGUAUCCGGACGAGCUGUCGAGCGAUAUCAGCUGGUGAUCGGUCAACGAUGAUCCUAUCCAGUGAUCGUCUUCCAUUGGUCCGGUAACGUCUGCGAAAAUAAAGGAUUCGAAUGAGAUUACAACCGAAUCCUGGAGAGCAGUGCGCGCCUCAUGUUAAACUGUUUUUAUUAAACGUUGCAUUUGAGGAUUAUUGAAAUUGUAUUCAGUGAAAAAUAAUGAUCUAUACAGUGAAUAUAUGAACUAUGACGUAGUUUUAGAGAAAUUCGUUUUUAUACUUUAGUUUGAAACAUUGUUAAUUAGGAACUUUUUUUUAAAGAUUUUUUUUUUUUUUUUUGAUAAAUGUAUUGAUAGAACUUUGCCAUGUAGGUAAGCUGCUGAUGAUUUCAGCAAGUGAAUGAUUGUUCUUUGUAGUUAAUACAGAAAA